GAGCUAGAGAAAAAGAAUAGAUAUAUGUCAAAAUGACGACCAUUCCUCCACCCUUCUGCACGGUUUUUGUGUUCACCAGAUUUUCUCCAGAAGGAAUGGAAGCUGACGUCAAAAAAGUGAGGUUGACAUAUCUACUUUGGAUUCCAAUUCUCGUAUGCUGUGCGAUGUUAUUCUACGUAGACGUAUUCCAAGUCCAAUACUACAACAUCAUUCAAUCCAACCAAAUAUCAGACCUAAACUUGGACAAGAAAACACUAGAGGGCUUUCUCAUAAAUACCCCAGGAUGUCGAAUACCUGACAUGGACCCAUUUGACGAACACAUUAAAAAGUAUAUGGAGAUCCCCAAAGUCCCAUUAUGUAACAAGGGAAUACCCCCUUUGUUUGCAUCUAACCUGUCUUCCGUCUAUUUGUUAGAAUCUUCUAUGGAUGCUUAUGACGUAACGGAUAUUGAUGAGUUGAAGUGUUGUUACAAGCCGUUCUGGAGGAAAACUCCGACCGAAGGCCAAAAUGAUAAUAAGAUAACGUACAGCGAGAAUUGCUAUAAUUUCUCGAGAAGCGUAACUGUCAAGGAGGAAUGGAUCAAGAUCAUUUGUACUCAUAACGACAGUACCAUUUACGAAGACCUCUUUAGUUUCAUACCUGUCAAAAUACACGACACAACCACCUCAGGCGAUUCGUUGAACAUCCUCAUAUGGGGCGUGGAUGCAGUAUCUAGACUAAACCUACACAGACAGAUGCCAGAGACUGUCAAACAGCUCAAACAAAUCGGAGCUGUAGAGCUUCUGGGUUACAAUAAAGUAGGGGACAAUACCUUUCCAAAUUUGAUGCCAGUUCUAACUGGGAUGACAGAGAAGGAAUUGACGGAAAACUGUUGGCCCAAAGAAAACGCGUUCUUCGACGACUGCCCUUUCCUUUGGAAGGAUUAUAAGAAGAAAGGGUUCGUAACCGCAUACGGUGAGGAUUCCUCGUGGAUGGGGUUGUUCAACUACCAACGGAACGGUUUUCAAAACCAGACUGUGGACUAUGCUUACAACUAUUUCAAUAGAGAAAGUGAAAGAGCGCUGGGGAAUUCUCAUAACAUGAAUGUGGACGAAUGCGUGGGAGGUAGAUUGGUAUACAAGGAUUUCCUAGAAUACAUUAAACGAUUUGUGAUAACAAUGGACGGGAACAGUUUGCCUUAUUUUGGGUUCUUUUGGGCUGUCGGGCUAUCCCACGAUUAUUUGAACAAGCCCAAGCUUGGUGAUGGAGACUACGCCACAUUACUCAAAACUCUCAAAGAUGGUGGCCACUUAGAGAACACCGUUCUUAUUUUAAUGAGCGACCAUGGAAUACGAUGGGGCGCCAUAAGAGAAACGUUUCAGGGGAUGAUGGAGGAAAGACUGCCUUUUGUGUUCAUGGUGUUACCAGAAUGGUACAAAUACAAAUACCAAAAAGCUUAUCAGAACUUGAUGAUCAACGAACGUAGACUAACCACUCCUUUUGAUCUGCACGAGACCCUGCUGGAUUUGUUGCACCCGUUCAAUCUCACGGAGGAAAAUCUGGAAGCUUCAGGAACAUCCAAUAAGCGACCAAGAGGUGUUAGCUUUUUCAGAUCGAUCAGCAAAAACAGAACUUGCGAGGAAGCUGGUAUAGCGAGCCAUUGGUGUACUUGUCAGCAGAGUGUAGAAGUGGAUGCUAACGCAACGAACGUUUUGGAAGCAGCAGCUUUCGCUGUGGGAAAUAUGAACCAGCAACUCAAAGGAUACGCCCAGUGUGCCAUCCUCAACCUGGAUGCGGUGCUGAGCGCUAGACUGAUGACGCAUACUGAGGAGAUAACCGGUGAACAUAAAAUACAGGACUACAUGCUAACGCUGAGGACUCUGCCAGGUGCUGGUGUUUUCGAAGUUACUGUGAGGUAUAUGGAGGAGAAGAAUACUUACAGUAUUACGGGAACAAUAAGCAGAUUGAAUCUGUAUGGGCAACAGAGCUCUUGCAUUACAGAUUUUCAUCUGAAGCUGUAUUGUUAUUGUAAAAGCUUACUGUCGCAUGGGUUUUCGUGA
This is a messenger RNA of Phaedon cochleariae (mustard beetle), 2039 nucleotides long. The record is from the annotation of a GenBank genome assembly. Lineage: Eukaryota; Metazoa; Arthropoda; Insecta; Coleoptera; Chrysomelidae.